UUAGCCCAGUCAAUAGAGCCCGAAAAAGCCACUGAAAUGGAAUUAAUUCCAUUUAAAUGUCUCUAUUGACUGGGCUAGAUAAGAAAAUCCCAAUUUGCUGAAAAUUAAUUGCAAAGUUAAUUGACUCCCUUCGCGGCGUAGAAACGCGAACGAGUGUACGUGAUAUAUCGGCACGAUAGUAAACAGAAGUAGAAGGUCAUUUAUAAUUAAAUUAUUGAAUACUUCAUAUCUUACUUUUAAACGACUGGAUUUGAUAUUUAAAUCCGUAUAACUUGUAAAGAAAAAAAAAAACCAGAAGAUUAGAGUCAUAAAAUUUUUUAUGUACGUUUAAAGAGUAAUGUACAUUGAGGUUAAUGUUAACCUCGUGUGUAAUGUUUCUCAGUGAAUACGUUUACAUUUAGCGAAUAUCAAGCAGUAUCAAAUGGAAACGAUUAAUAUGACGUGUAAACAUUAUAAAUAAUAAGGCACGCAAUAACGGAUUUAACGUUAUAGCGGCUGUAAACUGUGGCUCCAAACAAACUCUCUUUCGCCCCCCACUAAAUAAUAAUUUAUUGAUUUAAAGUAUUUAUUUAAAUCAAAGUAGAAUGAUUAUAAAUAUAUCAUUAUACUUCAACGUCCUGAGCUCGUUUAUUUUAUACGUAAAUCGGGCUGCAAAUGAUUUAUACAAAAUGAUUAAUGAUUAUUACAAAAAAUGAGAAGAUUAUAGAUAUAUGUUAGAAGAAUGUAUGUACGUUCAGAUCUACUAAGCUUUCCUUCAAAUCUUGCGUAUAGAUUGCGUGCUUGCUUUUCUUUCUUAGGUGGACCACGAUAUCGAGCGGCACGGUGGGGAGGAGUCGCUGUUAAUUUGGGUUCCGAUUGGAUGUAUAAGAUAACAGGUAGUUUUCCGUAAGAUAAGCUUGUUAUGUCUUAAUGUCUUGUUAUAUAUAAAGACGGCUCAAAGUGAACGUGAAUAGUAAUGAAAGAACAGAGGAUAUUGUCAUACGCUGCAGCGUACGAUCGAAUGAGUAAUAGUUGAUCGUAUCAUUCAAUCCUUAUCAGCAGCAUAUUCCAUCUGCCGCUUUGACAUCAUCAGGCAUCGCCGUGAACACAUAAGAAAAGCUCAUCCUGUACCGAAAGUUUUACCGAAAAGGAAAACGAUCAAAUAAAAAAACGGAGAUUCCUGAAAUUCUUUUCACGUGCCCAUUUAUUCAUAUUACAUUACGCACGAAGCAACCAUGAAGAUGUCUGUUGGUCUGAGAACAUCAAGUUUCGCAAAAUUAAAUCGCUGUGUUCCGUGGAAUCUAAACGUGCGCAAGUAUGUGAGCGAUCAGCUUCUCGCGGACGGUGAGGUGAAGAAGUCAAGGAUACCGCUAAACAUCGAUACCAACAUGCUGAAAAUCGGUUUCCUCGGCGGGGGAAAAAUGGCUCAGGCGCUCGCCAAAGGUCUCAUACGGGCGGGUUUAAGCAAAGGCGAAAUGAUGCUGGCCAGUUGCCUUCCGACCGACACUGGGAGCAUUGAGACUUUUAAGGAAAUGAAAUCAAAUACUGUUUUUACGAAUGUACCUGUCAUCGAUCACGGCGACGUGCUAAUCCUUUCGGUAAAGCCGCAAGUUGUACCGAAAGUUUUGCCAGAGUUCAGGAUACACGACAACAAGAAGUUACUCAUUUCCAUCGCCAUGGGCGUCUCUCUGGCGUCGUUAGAAAAGGCACUGCCAAAAGAAACACCAGUGAUAAGAGUAAUGCCAAAUACACCUGCGUUAGUUGGUUGCGGCGCUACAGUGUUUGCACGCGGAAAAUACGCAAGUGACAAGGAUGCCGAGAUCACGGAGAAGCUAUUUUCCGCCGUAGGCAUCUGCGAAGAAGUCCCGGAAACGUUCAUCGAUCCAGUAACCGCCUUGGCCGGUUCCGGUCCUGCCUAUAUAUAUAUGGUAAUCGAAGCGAUGGCCGAUGGUGGAGUCAAAAUGGGACUUACUAGGCCCAUUGCAUAUAAACUCGCGGCGCAAACUGUCCUAGGUGCUGGUACCAUGGUGCUGGAGACGAAGCUUCAUCCAGGACAGCUUAAAGACGACGUGUCUUCGCCGGCAGGCUCCACCAUAACUGGUGUUCAUCAAUUAGAGAAACAUGGCUUAAGAUCGGCGAUAAUCACGGCUGUAGAGGCGGCGACGCUUCGAUGUAAAGAAGUCAGCUCGCAGACAGAGAAAAAUUAGUAGUAACACGUAUUGUUGUUAUGUUAUAUUUACAUCACGUUUUAAGGACGAUAUGUAAACGUGGAGACGAUAUCCAUCCAUAGAGUUAAAUAAGGCAGGAUACGUAUAUCUGGAGACAACCCUUAACUACAUUUUAGGACGAUCAUAGAAAUAUUCUUGUUAGUGACUUGCUCUGUUAUACGUAACACACGCGAUAUGAUACGGACUUUGUGAUACGUUUAACGUUCAACGAAUAUCGUUAUUACGUAUUAAACUGUAGUUGCAGUUUUACUGCUGCUGGUCUCUCUAAAAGUAUGGUAUAAUAUCGAUAGAAACUUUUGUAAAUAAUUAUUUGGUAAAUAAUUAUUUUAAGCAGCGUUUUUUAAUUAUUGGCAAAUAAUUAAAAAUCUAUUUUUCAUGGGACAUGUAGAACGUGACAAUAUAGAUCUGGUAUUAAAAUAAUGAUAACAACGUUAAACGCGUUUAUACUCACACGCAGUUUAUGCUGUUUUUAUAUGAUUACAAAUACGUUGAUUUUUUGUUGCAUAUAUUUUGAUAAUAUAUUAUUUGUUGAUGUAUGUAUCAUAUAGAAACAUUAUUUGACGUAUGUGACAUUCUGUUUAUUCUUUUAAUAAUCUUUACAGUAAAAACUCUUGAUAUAACGUAUUAAAACAUAAAAUUCAAGUUUACUAGAUAAAAAAAGUGUACUUUUCGUAAUGUAUCACACACUUGUGCAUAUUCAUGGGCGCCGUUAGUGGCAAUAUGUACAUAUACAAAUAUAUGACACGUUUGAGUAA
This is a messenger RNA of Temnothorax curvispinosus, 2962 nucleotides long. RefSeq names its product pyrroline-5-carboxylate reductase 2-like. Gene Ontology annotation, molecular function: pyrroline-5-carboxylate reductase activity. Gene Ontology annotation, biological process: L-proline biosynthetic process. The transcript is spliced from 8 exons. NCBI's taxonomy places the organism in Eukaryota, Metazoa, Arthropoda, Insecta, Hymenoptera, Formicidae. The record is from RefSeq and is a predicted model, not a curated record. Bases 1215 to 2186 code for a protein of 323 amino acids.